This is a messenger RNA of Salvia splendens (bonfire salvia), 1296 nucleotides long. Its product is annotated as pentatricopeptide repeat-containing protein At1g12300, mitochondrial-like. NCBI's taxonomy places the organism in Eukaryota, Viridiplantae, Streptophyta, Magnoliopsida, Lamiales, Lamiaceae. The record is from RefSeq and is a predicted model, not a curated record. Gene Ontology annotation, molecular function: protein binding.
AUGAAGAGUAUGCUGCCUGAGCCUUCUAUUCUAGUGUACAACAAUCUUAUGAGUGGACUGUGUGACAAUGGUAGGCAUACUGAUGUUAGAAACUUAUUGAAUGAAAUGACCGAUCUUAAGAUAUCUUUGGAUGUGAUUACUUUCAAUAUAUUAAUUGAUGCAUUAUGUAAAGAAGGAAAGAUGGAAGAAGCUGAGAAUGUGUUGGAAACUAUGACGAAGCAAAAUAUAUGUCCCACUGUGGUCACAUAUAAUUCAAUAUUUGAUGGAUUUUGUAUGAAAGGUGAAACUGAUAGAGCAAAACAGUUACUUGAUUCCAUGGUAGGGAUGGGCUUAAAGCCUAAUAUUGGUAGCUAUAGCAGCUUAUUGAAUGGAUAUUGCAAGAAGGGAAGCGUGGAUGAAGCUUGGCUUCUUUAUCAUGAAAUUCCCAGUAAAGGUUUGGAGCAUAAUACGCGUACUUAUAGUACCAUGAUACAUGGAUUAUAUAGUAAGAAUAGAUUUGCUGAGGGUCGGAAAGUUUUCAAGGAUAUGGAAGCUCAGCAAGUGCAGCCUAACUUGCAUACAUAUACCAUAUUGUUGUAUGGGCUGUGUAGGAAUGGGGAGAUUGAUGAGGCUCUUUCGUUGUUGAGCAUGAUCGAGGAUAAGGGAUUCACUCCUAACACAGUCACGUACGGUGUUGUCAUAAAUGGAUUAUGCAACAAUGGAAAACAUCGCAUGGCAAGAGAUCUUUUCAAUCAACUUCCAUUAAUUGGUGUACAACCUGAUGUGCACAUAUAUAAUAUGGUCAUUGGUUCAUUUUGUCAAGAAGGGUCUUGGGAGGAGGUAAAACGUUUGCUGGUAGAGAUGGAGGAUCGUGGCUGUGGACCUGAUCAUGUAACAUACAAUGUCAUCAUCGGGAGUCUGCUAAAGCAAAAUGAGGUUGACAAGGCAAGAUCAUUCAUGGAAGAAAUGCGUGAAAAGGGAUUCUCAGCCGAUUCUGCAACUUCUUCGAUGCCAAGUGGAUAUGAUUAUUUCCUCAAAUUGAUGAAGGACCUUGAGGCCAGGGAAAUUGUAUUCUAGUCGAUAUCAAUUGGAGACAUCGCUGUUUCUAGUGCAGGUAAACGCAGUCUAAGAGCGCAAGGUUUAUGUAUCGGAUCUUCAGGCUGAGUUCGAUUCUUUAUAUGCUUGUGAUAUACUGAUAUAUGAGUUCCUUAUUGCUGCAUGAUGUAAAAACAACAUUCUAAUAUUAUGAAACUAUGGUAUUUGUUUGCAAAACAUGUUAUAUUUUGUUGUUGAGGGUGCUACCUAUGCAUUUUGCAU